Messenger RNA from Strongylus vulgaris, 174 nucleotides. The record is from the annotation of a GenBank genome assembly. Lineage: Eukaryota; Metazoa; Nematoda; Chromadorea; Rhabditida; Strongylidae.
CAAGCAGGCAUUUCUGGAAUGGAGGAAACGAUGACGAUUUUGGGAAGCACAGCAAGCAAGAGUUUUAUGGAGAACUUUAUGGGAGCAGAAAUCUGGCAAGCAGUAACCUCAGAAAUGAAGGGAGUGAUGAGUCCUGGAAUGCAACAAGAAUGGAGGGAACAGUGGGAGUCCUAG